AUGCGCUUCUUCAUUUCCUUCGCUGUCGCCGCCAUGGCCGCCGUCGCCUCGGCGGAUAGCAAGGCUAACCCCUUCAGCAUUCCCACCGAUGGUUACACCUUCAAGGUUGGCGAGCCUACAGCCCUGAAAUGGGAGCCUACCACCCAAGGCACCGUGAGCCUAAUUCUGCAGUGGGGAGCCGUGCUCAGCGGCAAUUCCGGCACUGUCAUUGCCUCGAAUCUCGCCAAUGACGGCAGUUACACGUGGGAUGUGCCCUCCAAGCUGGCCGCCGAGCCCGACUACACCAUCAAGAUCGUCUCCGACGAAGAUAACAACGACUACAACUACAUCGGCCGUUUCACCGUCGAUGGCUCCACCGUCUCUGUGUCGUCUUCCACUGCUAGCUCGGCCACCGCGUCCACUUCUGCUGCAUCCACUUCUGUUGCAUCCACUUCCACCGCGUCAUCCACCGAGUCAUCCACCGAGUCAUCCACUGAGUCAUCUACCUCGGCCACCCGCACCACUACCUCGGAGCAGUCGACCUCGAGCUCUUCGGCCAUCACCACCGGCUCCACCACCCUGACAACCGCUUCCAGCACUGUUGCCAGUACCUCUGCCUCCGCCACUGAGACCUCGGAGAGCUCUAGCAUCGCGGCGUCUACUUCGACCAGCGCCACCUCGGCCACAACCCAGAGCGCCGUGCCCACCACCAAUGCCGGUAUCGCCAACCGUGUCUCCGGUGGCAUGCUUGCCCUCGUUGCUGGCGCUCUGAUGCUGUAA
Molecule: messenger RNA, 759 nt
Organism: Penicillium digitatum Pd1
Lineage: Eukaryota; Fungi; Ascomycota; Eurotiomycetes; Eurotiales; Aspergillaceae
Product: GPI anchored serine-threonine rich family protein
Source: RefSeq, a predicted model, not a curated record